CUUCAUAUUUCAACAGAUGCUGUGUGUGGAUUGUGCUUGAAUCUUGCGAACUAAACUUUUCUUCACCGCAUCAAUAAUUCAUAUACAGUCUUGAAACUUCAAUGCUUGGGGAAGCAGCUGAAUCGAUUUCAAAGCCACAAUGUCAAUCAUAUGUGGCCUCCCUCUUCUUGAAUGUGUUUACUGUAUAGCUUGUGCUCGAUGGGCUUGGAAGCGAUGCCUUCAUACUGCAGGUCAUGACAGUGAGACUUGGGGUGUUGCCACAGCCGAAGAAUUCGAACCCGUCCCUAGGCUUUGCCGGUAUAUACUGGCAGUGUAUGAGGAUGAUCUUAAAUGCCCUCUUUGGGAGCCUCUAGGUGGAUAUGGAAUUGAUCCAAAUUGCUUGAUUUUGAAGAGAACGUAUGAGGACACUCAUGGGCGGGCGCCACCAUAUUUGUUAUAUCUAGAUCAUGCUCAUGCUGAUAUAGUUCUUGCCAUUAGAGGACUUAAUUUGGCAAGCCACAAAGAUUAUGCAGUUUUGCUGGAUAAUAAGUUGGGAAGAAGGAAAUUUGAUGGUGGGUAUGUUCAUAAUGGGUUGUUAAAAGCAGCUGGAGUUGUACUAGAUGCAGAAAGUAACACUUUGAAGGACUUGUUAGAGAGGUACCCGAGUUAUACUUUGACUCUUACGGGUCACUCGCUUGGGUCAGGUGUGGCGGCCUUGUUGGCGAUGGUGGUGGUGAAAAACCGAGAUAAGUUGGGGAAUAUUGACCGGAAGAGGGUCCGAUGCUAUUCCAUCGCACCUGCCAGAUGCAUGUCACUGAAUUUGGCAGUCAGAUAUGCAGACAUUAUCAGUUCUGUUGUGCUCCAGGAUGAUUUCUUGCCCCGGACGGCCACGCCAUUGGAAGACAUCUUUAAAUCUGUUUUCUGUUUGCCAUGCUUGUUAUGCUUGAGAUGCAUAAGAGACACAUGCACAUCGGAGGAGAGUAAAAUCAAAGAUCCAAGAAGGCUUUAUGCACCUGGUCGCCUCUAUCACAUUGUUGAGAGAAAGCCUUUCAGAUGUGGUAGGUUUCCACCAGUUGUAAAAACUGCAGUGCCAGUUGAUGGAAGAUUUGAGCACAUUGUUCUUUCUUGCAAUGCUACUUCUGAUCAUGCCAUCAUUUGGAUAGAGAGGGAAGCCAAAAGGGCUUUGAAUAUGAUGCUAGAGAAAGAUCCGAUUAUGGAGAUACCUGCAAAACAAAAGAUGGAGAGACAACAAACUUUGGCAAGAGAACACAGUGAGGAAUACAAGGCAGCAUUACAGAGGGCGGUUAAAUUGGCGGUGCCCCACGCCAUUUUACCUUCGGAAUAUGGCACCUUUCAGGAGGUUGAGGAAGGGGAGUAUUCGGGCACAAAACAGAGGCCCGGAGAAAGUUGGGAUAUAUUAAUUGAGCGUUUAUUCGAUCAGGAUGAGUCCGGCCACAUGGUGCUGAAAAAAUCACAUUCUGUUGUAUAAUUAUGUAAUAGAUACAAAAGGAAAGAUCUGUAUACGUCUUAUCCUUUCAGUUUUUACUGGAUUUAUUGAGUUUGUUUGGUUUAGUUUACGGCGAUAAUGAGGCAUGUGUGAUUUUGGUGUAUAUCUUACACGAUUUUAUUAAAU
This is a messenger RNA of Cynara cardunculus var. scolymus (artichoke), 1612 nucleotides long. RefSeq lists its product as uncharacterized. Gene Ontology annotation, biological process: lipid catabolic process. The record is from RefSeq and is a predicted model, not a curated record. The transcript has 6 exons. The coding region runs from base 140 to 1468 and encodes 442 amino acids. NCBI's taxonomy places the organism in Eukaryota, Viridiplantae, Streptophyta, Magnoliopsida, Asterales, Asteraceae.